Messenger RNA from Aspergillus saccharolyticus JOP 1030-1, 1774 nucleotides. RefSeq names its product putative histidine acid phosphatase. Lineage: Eukaryota; Fungi; Ascomycota; Eurotiomycetes; Eurotiales; Aspergillaceae. Bases 329 to 1654 code for a protein of 441 amino acids. Gene Ontology annotation, molecular function: acid phosphatase activity. The transcript is spliced from 2 exons. The record is from RefSeq and is a predicted model, not a curated record. Gene Ontology annotation, cellular component: fungal-type cell wall.
UUCUUGCCGGGGCGACCCUUAAAGCCGUAGCGCGGCUCGGAUUGGCCGGAUGGCUCCACUGGGCCCUGUCGCAUUGUCAAGGAUGUCCGGCAGAUCGGUGACGUACACGGAUGGGGCUCCCAUGACUGCAUCUCGGUUUUGCCUGGAGAUACUGUGGUACCUGACAAUGAUGUAAUGGGAGAGAGACCCUGUGCUACUCUGUUUUCCUGAUGAUCGUGGGCCAAAAAAAGACUAUAUAGGUCUUUGUUCGCCCGCUCAACUAACUGUACAGCAGCGACCAUCCCGCCAAUAUCAUAACCAGCCCUACCGGGCCUCAAUUUUGUCCAUCAUGAAGUCCUUCGUCACGGUCCUCGCGCUCAGCGCCCUUGCCACAACCUCAACUGGCAUCGCCUUCAAUCCGCUCCACCAUUUGGCCGGAAUCACACCGUACUAUGCGCCUCAGGACCCUCCCAUUGACCCCAAGCCACACCCUGGGUGCAAUGUGACCCGCGCUGCAUACCUCGUGCGCCAUGCCGCCAUCUACGCCAACGACUUUGAUUACGAGUCGUACAUUGAGCCGUUCGUCGAGAAGCUGCGCAACACCACGCAAGACUGGAACUCAACCGGCGCGCUCUCCUUCCUCAGGAACUGGAGCGCGCCCAUCGACGACGAGCAUCUCGAGAAGUUGACUCGUGUCGGUCUGCAGGAAGCAACCACUCUGGGUGUCAAGCUGCACCAGCACUACCCAACGCUUCGCGCAGCUAAGGUGUGGGCCUCCACUGCCGAACGCACUGUCAAGUCCGCCGAGGGAUUCAUCAACGGCUACACCAACAACCAGUCCUCCGCUAUUGGUCUCGUCCAAGUGGCCGAGUCCAAGUCGACGGGCGCUGACUCUUUGACCCCAUACAAGGCGUGCCCGGCCUACAGCUCCAGCUACGGCAGCGACCAGUCAUCGGAAUUCAUCGAGCACUACACCCGCCCCAUCACCGCGCGCCUCGAUGCCCUGGCUCCGAAAUUCAACUUCACUUCCGACGACGUGACCGCCAUGUUCGAGCUGUGCGGCUACGAGACCGUGAUCCGAGGCUUCUCGCCCUUUUGCUCGCUGUCGCUCUUCACCUCGGCCGAGUGGCUCUCCUUUGAGUACGCCAACGACAUCAUGUACUUCUACAACACGGGCUACGGCCGUCCGCUGAGCCCGCACAUCGGCCUCCCCUGGGCGCAGGCCAGCUGGGAGAUGGUCUCUGGCAACACCAACGCCAGCGACACGCUAUACGUAUCAUUUACGCACCGCGAGCUCCCGCCCACGGUCGUCACGGCUCUGGGCCUGUUCAACAACAGCGCCUUCACCGGCGCCGACAACAUCAACACCACCAUGCCGCUCGAUCAGGUCAACUACAACCGUGCCUGGAAAAGCAGCCACAUCCUUCCGUUCUUGGGCAAUAUCGCCAUUGAGCGGCUGGAGUGUGAUGUGCCGGGCUUCGAGGACCCGGAGUACUACCGGGUUUUGGUCAAUUCAGCCCCGCAGCCAUUGGUCGGCUGUCGCGAUGGACCUGGGGAGAGCUGCUCCCGGGAGGGAUUUAGCAAGUUUCUGAAGGAGAGGGAAGAACUGUAUGGUGAUUUUGGUGGGGCGUGUGGUAAUGAUUCUGCUGUGGAGACUUUGAACAUUUAUAACUAGUGUAUAUUGGGCUGUGGAUAAGAGGUUGGAUUAAUGCUGCGGAAGAUAGACAUAUGAUUAAUGAUGAUGUACUGUAAUAUACAAGUUCUUCUUUCAUAAUAACCACAAGCAAGGUUCAUU